UCACAACAGACAAGGAACCCUGAGAAUAUAGCAACUGUCAUGAUCACGUAUGUCCCUCCACUCCUUGUGCAGCAGCUAUAUAAAGUUUGACCUACCUGCAUGCAGUGCCUGCACUGACCAGACGCCGCACCAGCAUCAUGAGGGUGUUCCUUGUUCUCUGCAUCCUGGCUGUGAGUCGAGCUGACCUCCUGCAUGACAUCCUCCAGAGGGAGAAGGACGCAGCCAGCAACUCGAAUCAGCUCGAGGCCAUCGCCAACUCUAUCCAGAAGAGGAAUUUCCUGGACACGCUGAAAAAUCCAUAUGACAAGAUUGACUACGCACCCAUCGCCCCAAAUUUCCCGCCCAUCUAUCAAACCGGUCUGCCCGUUGUGGAAGAGAUUGGAAAACAGGUGCUACCAGAUCCUGCAAAGGUUGCCCCAAGCCUAAUCAGUGCUGGGCUGACUGCUCUCAUUGGAAGACGAGACGUAGAUCGCAGAAGCUUCCUCGAUGAUCUAAAGAAAAUCGCCGAAGGUAUUCUGAAGGAGGUUGAGGUUCUAGCGCCGAAAGUGAUUGAGAGUGCUUUGCCCGGUCUUCUAUCUGGUAUUGGUAAACGUGAAAUCGAGCGCAGAAACAUCCUCGAUGAACUGAAACGAAUGGGCGAAGAUAUUAUUAAAGAGCUUAAGGAGCUGUGUGAAAAGGGCCCGCCGAUAUGCCCAUACCGAGAGUCGCCAUCAGAUAUUCUUAACGGCAUUGACUGUGAGUAAACAGGUUUUUGUCUU
This is a messenger RNA of Haliotis rubra (blacklip abalone), 758 nucleotides long. RefSeq lists its product as uncharacterized. The record is from RefSeq and is a predicted model, not a curated record. The coding region runs from base 138 to 743 and encodes 201 amino acids. Lineage: Eukaryota; Metazoa; Mollusca; Gastropoda; Lepetellida; Haliotidae. The transcript has 15 exons.